CUCGUCGUCCGUCAGAUGGCGCUCAGAAGUUGGAGUAAACAAGUGGGAGAGUUUGAAGAUACUCGAGAGAGAAAUGCCGUUGUGCUGUUUGAAUUGAAUAUAAAUACUUUAGUAUCAAUUUUUCAUAUUCGAGAAAUAUGCGAUUUCAAGUCUAUCGCGAUGGCGUCUACAAAUGAAUUCGGUCCGGAUUCUGGCGGUAGAGUGAAGGGUGUUACCAUUGUCAAGCCUAUAGUUUAUGGCAAUGUGGCACGUUACUUUGACAAAAAGAGAGAGGAGGAUGGUCAUACGCAUCAAUGGACUGUGUAUGUCAAGCCGUAUCAUAACGAGGAUAUGUCUACUUAUGUGAAAAAAGUGCAUUUUAAACUGCACGAGAGUUACAAUAAUCCUAAUCGAAUUGUGACCAAGUCACCAUAUGAAUUAACAGAAACUGGCUGGGGAGAAUUCGAGAUAGUCAUUAAAAUCUACUUUCAUGAUCCGAAUGAACGUCCCGUAACAAUAUAUCAUGUGCUGAAAUUGUUCCAAUCAACAUCUGAAACACAGUUGAGAAAAGAAAGCUUAGUUUCUGAAUUUUACGAGGAGAUAGUCUUCCAGGACCCAACGGCAUUGAUGCAACAUUUGUUAAAUUCCAGUAGACCUAUGACUCUUGGUGUUUGGCGGCAUAAUACAGACUUCGAAGCAAAGAAAGAAUCUACAAUGAAAGACAUUCUGGAGGCACGCAACAAGAUAAGACUAGAAGUGAUAGAUCUCAAAGAAAAAUUGACAUUGGCAAAAGAAACUAUUGCAAAAUUUAAGGAAGAGAUUGCAAAGAUUUCUAAAGCUGGUGGAAGUUUAUCCGUUGCGUAAUAAUAUUGUUACAAAAUUGAAAUCAAGCAAGACACAAAUUCAUAUUGAUUGUUCCAAACAAUACAGACUUACCCUUUUUUUUUUAUAUUUGUAUAAAGUGUAUAUAACUUUCUAAUUAUAACUGUAAAUUUAAUGCUAAUUCAAUUAUAAUUGCAUUUAUAGUUGCAUGCAAAUUGUAGGGCCGUGAAAAAAAAAAAAAAUUGUAGGGCUAUGACAAAAUUUCGAAUCAAUAAAACUCGUAUGAUUCGUGAAUAUAUCUUAUUAUAUCAAAAUAUGUAAUAGAAGUUUUUAUUACAAGCAUACAUAUAUUAUUAAAAAAAAAAAAAAAA
Formica exsecta is the source of this 1172-nucleotide messenger RNA. It is a transcript of the gene Gas41, whose product is annotated as YEATS domain-containing protein 4. Gene Ontology annotation, biological process: regulation of DNA-templated transcription. The record is from RefSeq and is a predicted model, not a curated record. NCBI's taxonomy places the organism in Eukaryota, Metazoa, Arthropoda, Insecta, Hymenoptera, Formicidae. The transcript is spliced from 4 exons. The coding region runs from base 16 to 843 and encodes 275 amino acids.